AUGGGUUGUAAGCAAUGUAAAAUUUUCUUAACAAAACAUGAAAAUUAUAAAAGUAAUUCAACUAUUAUUGAACAAAAUUCUAUUUCAAUUUCAAAUAAUGAACCAAGAAUUAUAUUAUCAAAUCAAAUUACUAGUUCAAAUAAUCAUAAAAUACAUAGACACAUAAAAUUUACAACAAUAGAUUCUUCAUUAUUACCAACAUUAGAUAAUUUACCUGCUGAAUUAAUCUAUUAUAUAUUAGAUCAAUUGAAUACUUAUACAAUUUUUACAUCUCUUUAUAAUGUUUGUAAUCGUCUUAAUUCAAUUAUUCAUACAUAUGAUCGAUAUGAUCUAAAUUUAAACUCUAUUUCAAUGUCUUAUUUUCAUCAUAUUUGUUCAUUAAUACAUCCUGAACAAAUUAGAUCUUUAACAUUAUCUGAUGGAAAUGAUAAUGUUGGUUUAGUUAAAUUUUUUCUAAAAAAUUUUCAUAUUGAAUCAUUUAAACGUCUUCAUUCAUUAACACUUGUAAAUAUUGAUGAUAAUGAACAAAUGAUAAAAAUUUUUCUUUCAAUUACAGAUCAACUUAAAAUACUUUCAAUUAAAAAUUCAAAUGAAUAUUAUAAUGAUACUGUUAUUGAUAUUCUAAUGACAAGUAUUGGAAAAAAAUUUUUACAUAAAAUUUAUUUAGAUAUUGAUAAAAAUCGUUUUUUAAAUUCAUCAAUUAUUUGGCCAGAUGAAUGUUUUUUAAAAGAAAUUAAAUUAAUUGGUCUUUGUAAUAUAACAUUAUUUCGAAAUAUUCUUCUAUAUUCACCAAAUUUAAAAAAAUUUCAAGCUUAUGAUAUUGAUCUUGAUGAUGAAUGGAUUGAUGAUGAUGAUGAUGAAAAUGAAAAUGAAAAUGAUAAAAUAGAACGACAUCAACUACAUCCAAUAUUGAAUGCUUCAAAUAUAAUUUCACUAUCAUUAAUAUAUGCAAGAAAUGAAAUGAAAAAAAUUGAAUGGUUAUUACCACAAUUUACUCAAUUAAAAUAUUUAAAAUAUUUAAAUAUAUAUGAUUUUCAUAUUGAAUCAAUGUAUGAAAGUGAUUAUUCAUUAUUAGAUGGUAAACGUUGGGAAAAAAUUAUAUAUAAUUGUAAUCAAUUUGAAUUUAUAUUUACUAUUCAUAUUGAUGAUGAAACUUGGAAUUUUCAUCAUUAUUUAAUAACAUUUCAAACAAAAUUUUGGAAAAAUAAUAAUUGGAAUAUUGUAUUUGAACAAUAUGAUAAAAUUUUAUUAAUUUAUUCAUUACCAUAUGCACAUGAUACUCAUUAUUAUGAUCGUUCAAGAAUAGUUUUUUCAAUACCAUAUAAUCCAUUUUUAUUAAAUAAAUCCUUGGAAAAUGUUACAAAAUUACGAAUUAAUAUGACAGCAGUGAAUAAUUUAGGACAACAAAUUAAUAAAGUAUCAUAUAUGUUACUAAGUUUUGAUCUGAUGAAAUCUCAUUGA
Messenger RNA from Rotaria sordida, 1461 nucleotides. NCBI's taxonomy places the organism in Eukaryota, Metazoa, Rotifera, Eurotatoria, Philodinida, Philodinidae. The record is from the annotation of a GenBank genome assembly.